Clarias gariepinus (North African catfish) is the source of this 2203-nucleotide messenger RNA. RefSeq names its product acid-sensing (proton-gated) ion channel 2 (gene asic2). The transcript is spliced from 10 exons. Gene Ontology annotation, biological process: sodium ion transmembrane transport. The coding region runs from base 338 to 1990 and encodes 550 amino acids. Gene Ontology annotation, molecular function: ligand-gated sodium channel activity. The record is from RefSeq and is a predicted model, not a curated record. Lineage: Eukaryota; Metazoa; Chordata; Actinopteri; Siluriformes; Clariidae. Gene Ontology annotation, cellular component: membrane.
UAAUAUAGAUUAACAAAUAAUACGGAGAUGAUAACACAGGGUUUAUUGUCAGCAUCAGGUUCUACGCGGCUCCUGGACCAGAGGGCAUUUUUCUAGCUGGUAUUGUGUGGUCUGAUUUUCUUUGCUGGUGUUCUCACUACAGAGUGAAAGAGAGAGGGGCAGCAUAAAGGUCAUGUCAUAAAAUGUAUAAGCAGUAGGCAAGCAACUUCAACCCCCUGUCAAAGUCAAUGACGAUGUCAACCUCGGAGCACUAGCAGAUUUUGGGGUCAUUUUUGGGCAUUAGGUACUGUGGGUUUAUUAUCCCUCGGGAACCCUCUUGCUUGUUGCCUGCUGCCCCAUGAUUUCUCCUGGCACGGCAUCCUGGCUAGAAAAUGAAGCCGUGCCCUGUGCCGCUCUAGCAACACUGUGGACAUUCAUGGCUCGGGAAUUCCCGCGCCCUCGCCGGUCCUCGUCCUCAGUGCCCAGUCAAGUGCCCCAUCGCCGCAGUCGCCGCUUGCCCCUGGCACUCCGUACCCGCUUGCAUGGCCUGCGCCAUGCCUGUUCCCCAGCCUCCUCACCCAUUCGCCGGGCUCUGUGGACACUGGCACUGUGUACUGCCCUGGGCCUGCUGCUCUCAUGGUCCUCGAACCGUAUACUGCACUGGCUGGCUUUGCCCACAGCAACCAGAGUGCAUACGCAAUGGGCACGCCAGCUUGACUUUCCCACGAUCACUAUCUGCAACAACAAUCCGGUGCGACUCCCACACCUCACCAAGAGUGAUCUGUACUUUGCCGGGCACUGGCUGGGCCUGCUGCACGCUAAUGGGACAGCACGCCCGCUAGUGCUAGAGCUGCUCCGUGAUGAGCGUCUCGCUUGGUUUCGCAAGCUGUCUGACUUUCGGCUUUUUCUCCCACCACGCCGCUUCCCCGGAACCAGCCUCGAGUUUCUCGACCGUCUCGGGCACCAGCUGGAUGACAUGCUGCUUGCCUGCAAGUUUCGAGGAGAACCAUGCGGUGCCCACAACUUCUCCACUGUUUUUACACGAUAUGGGAAGUGCUAUAUGUUCAAUGCAGCUGAGGAGGGCAAGGCUUUAAGAACGACAAUGAAAGGAGGAACCGGAAAUGGCCUGGAGAUUAUGCUGGACAUCCAGCAAGAUGAGUACCUGCCCGUGUGGGGUGAGACAGAGGAGACAGCGUUUGAGGCAGGCGUGAGGGUGCAGAUCCACAGUCAAGCCGAGCCUCCGUUCGUACAUGAGCUGGGCUUUGGGGUGGCUCCAGGGUUCCAAACCUUUGUAGCCACUCAGGAACAGCGGCUGACAUACUUGCCACCUCCAUGGGGAGAGUGUGUGUCCCAGGCUCUGGGCUUCUUCGAGGUGUACAGUGUCACAGCCUGCCGUAUCGAGUGCGAGACACGCUACAUCGUGGAGAACUGUAACUGCAGGAUGGUGUACAUGCCCGGGGACUCUCCGUACUGCACUCCUGAACAGUAUAAAGACUGUGCUGAACCUGCACUUGCCGCUCUUUCAUCGGUGGAAGGCAGCAGCUGUAUGUGCAGAAACCCGUGCAACAUGACCCGCUACAAUAAAGAGCUUUCCAUGGUCAAGAUCCCCAGCAAGACUUCAGCACGCUACCUGGAGAAGAAGUUCAACAGAUCGGAGAAAUACAUCACGGACAACAUCCUUGUUUUGGAUGUCUUCUUUGAGGCUCUAAAUUAUGAAACCAUUGAGCAGAAGAAAGCAUAUGAAGUGGCUGGACUGCUAGGAGACAUCGGCGGUCAGAUGGGGCUGUUCAUCGGCGCAAGCAUAUUGACAAUCCUCGAGUUGUUUGACUAUGCCUAUGAGGUGGUGAAGGACAGAAUCCUGGACCUAUUGAGUCGAGGCGAGGAGGAAGAGAGUCGUGGGGAAGACGUGAGUACGUGUGAUCCGGUAGUGAAUCAUUCGGAGACGAUCAGCCACACAGUCAGUGUUCCUUUACAGACCACUUUGGGUACGCUGGAGGAGAUCGCCUGCUGAGUGCACUUCCCCUCCGGAGCAGCAGGAGGAGACACCAAAUCCUCUUCAUCUCCCCUGCUGCUGAGAACGCAGUCUGGGGAAGAGACACAAAAUAAAACAGGGGAAAGGAAAAAUGAUGCAUUCAGUGAUUCAUCAUUCUGUACAAACCCAAAAGAAGAAACAAUGAUGGCAGCUCUGCCAGGCAGGCCAAGUCUACUGAAAUCUCUCUCUCUC